Molecule: messenger RNA, 4325 nt
Organism: Sphaerodactylus townsendi
Lineage: Eukaryota; Metazoa; Chordata; Lepidosauria; Squamata; Sphaerodactylidae
Gene: FNBP4
Product: formin binding protein 4
Exons: 17
Coding region: 118-2982 (954 amino acids)
Molecular function (GO): protein binding
Source: RefSeq, a predicted model, not a curated record
UCCUCCCGACUUUCCUUGCGCCCCCGCCCUCCCCUGGCAGGCCCAGGCUUUACUCGCUUCCCUGCUGCCUGGUCCUGCUCCACUUGGCCGUGGGAGUAGGAGGCUCGGCGGGCCUUGAUGGGGAAGAAGUCGCGGGCGGUGCCGGCGGGUCGGCGGCCUAUCCUGCAGCUGUCACCGCCGGGGCCUCGUGGCGGCCGGGAAGAAGCGGCGCCAGGCGACGGGGAUUCGGCUUCGGAAGCGGAUGAAUUGGAGGCAACAGAAGAAGCACAAAGAACAGCUCCAAACACAGCCCAUUGUAGCAUGCCAGUUGGGCCUGUGGCAGUCAAACCAACAGGUGGCUUAUGUUUGCUUGGUGCUUAUGCAGACAGUGAUGAAGAAGACAAUGAGAUGUCUGUGAAAUCACAGCCUGCAGGUGCAAACAGCAAUAAUUCGACAGACAUUGACAGCACUCUGGCAAACUUCCUAGCGGAAAUAGAUGCAAUUACAGCUCCUUCCCAGCCUUCUGAAACUGUUGUUUCCUCUGCUGCUCCACCUCCAACCCCUCCACGCCCAGAGCCAAAGGAAUCUGUCACCAAUCAAAUUUUAUCAACUACAAAUGGAACAGAUCAAGCUACAGAAUGGCAGUAUGACACUCAGUGCUCGCUGGCAGGAGUGGGAGUUGAGAUGGGAGAUUGGCAGGAAGUCUGGGAAGAAAAUACGGGGUGCUAUUAUUACUGGAAUACUCAGAGCAAUGAGGUCACUUGGGAACUCCCCCAGGACCUGGCAACACAAGUUCAAGGUCUCCAGCAUUACCAUCAUGGUUCUGUAACAGAAGCCGAUGAAAACUAUCUGGUGGCUGCAGACCUAAGUUCCCAGAGUAAAAGUGUUGUUGGUGGUGCUGCUGUUGCUGGCAGUGCUGGACGCAAGGCAAUUCCCUUUAAGCAUGAGCUGAAGAAGGAAGUAAAUGAAGGUAUCCAAGCUCUUUCAAGCAACGAAGAAGAGAAAAAGGGAGUGGCUGCAUCACUGCUGGCUCCGUUACUUCCUGAGGUGGUAAAGGAAGAAGAAGAGCGGUGGAGGAGGAAGGUGAUCUGUAAGGAGGAGCUGGAGCCCUUGAUGGAAGGGGAUGCCACAGUAGAGCAAAUAGGACCUGUGGUUGAGCAGCUGGAAGGCAAUAGAGAUAUUGGAGAUGAUCCUUCUCAGGAGGACUUGUGCAGUGUGGUGCAGUCAGAGGAAAGUGCAGAAGAGGAGGAAGAGCAGGACACUCUUGAGCUGGAGAUGGUCUUGGAAAGAAAGAAGGCAGAACUGCGGGCUUUGGAAGAAGGUGAUGGAAGUAUUUCAGGCUCUAGUCCCCUUUCUGAGGGGAGUCAAUCGGAUUUAGCACGACGGUUGCUGCCGAAGCAAGGGAAAUGGAAGCUAUUUGGGGUUGCCAGCCCAGAAUCCACCAGCCGAGGGUCAAGCAAAACAGGACAGGAGAGUCCUGAACUUGGGGAAACAGUGGUGAAGGAAGAGACAGAAGUUGCUGAUGAGAACUCAGGCAAUGAGUUGGACACAGAAGAAUUACAAGAAAAAGUGAAAACACAAGGAUCUGUCAAGGUGGAAGAUGAAGACCAGGACUUAAAGUUUCAGAUUGGAGAGCUGGCCAACAUGUUGAUAAGCAAGCUUGAGUUCUUGGGCAUCAGUAGACAAUCCAUCUCUAACUUCCACAUGCUACUGUUGCAGACUGAGACUCGUAUUGCAGAUUGGCGGGAAGGAGCUCUCCAAGGAAACUACCUCAAACGCAAAUUGCAAGAUGCAGCGGAACAACUAAAACAGUAUGAAAUAAACGCCGCCCCUAAAGGCUGGUCCUGCCACUGGGACAGGGACCAUAGGCGCUAUUUCUAUGUUAACGAGCAAACUGGCGAAUCCCAAUGGGAGUUCCCAGAUGGGGAAGAAGAAGAGGAGGGGCAAAACAUUGAGAAUAAAGCAGAGGCUAAACAAGGACUGAAGGAGAAAAUGGAGUCUGGUGUGGAAUCUACUGAUCACACAACAGGUUCUCUUGGUAAAGACCCUGGUCAUGCUGCAGCUGCCUCUCUCGUGCCUCUUAGUCCAUUCUGGACUGUUCUUCAGCCCUCCGUCCCUGUACUUCAACCCCCUUUACCCUUGGAAAUGCCGCCCCCACCGCCCCCACCACCAGAGUCACCGCCUCCUCCACCACCUCCACCACCUGGAGAAGAUGGGGAAAUACAAGAAGUAGAAAUGGAGGAUGAGGGUGACGAGGAGCCACCAGCACCAGGAACAGAGGAAGAUGGUAUUCUGCAGCCUCUUCUCCGACCAGCAGUUGCCAACAGUCAGAGCAACUCUGAGACCAGUACAGCCACACCUCUGGUGGAGAAACCUUUAAAAAGGAAAGCCUCUGAAGUGAGUGCAGGAUUGGUGCAACGAGCAGCAACUAUUGGAAGCUGUCCAGUGCUCUAUGGCCAGCCUGUCCUAGGUGCAGGCCCUCAAACUCCAGGGAUGAGCUUGCAGCAGUGUUACCUUGGAGUAACACAGCCAGCACUCAUGAACUAUUCAGAAUGUAGUGUCUCCAUUGGACUUUCUGCUAGCACCACACAGCCAGUUCCUUCUCGAGGGGUCCCACCUGUCACUAGCACUACAGAGCCGUUGCCUCCACUGCCGCCGCCGCCGCCGCCGCCACCACCACCUCUCUCACCACCUCCACAUGCUCCCAAAACACUUCCUCCAGAGAAGUCAAAAAAACUCAGGCGAGGUGGCAAGAGAAAAAAGAUCAAGACAAAGAUGCCAUCUUUAGUAAAGAAGUGGCAGAGCAUUCAGCGGGAAUUAGAUGAGGAGGAGAACUCUAGUUCCAGUGAUGAGGAUCGGGAUGUGAUAUCACAAAAGCGAAUCGAGGAAUGGAAACAGCAACAGUUAGUCAGUGGCAUGGCAGAGAGAAAUGCUAAUUUUGAAGCACUGCCUGAGGACUGGCGAGCUCGGCUCAAGAGGAGGAAAGUCACUUCGACCACAUGAGUCAUCUUUAUCCGUUUUUUAAAGCCACACAUGUACAGUUCAUAUCAAAAUGUUUUACUGUUGUAAGAUAAAAUGUACCUUUUAGAAAAUACAUGCAUUUCAGUUGAAUGACCUUACAGAGAUCACAUGGAUUCGGAAAUUCUUUUGAAGGUAUUUAUGGCAAGUCAGCAUCUGAAAUAAUGUGUUAGGAGACUCCUACAAAUCCCACCUCAAACAAAGCUGGAAUACUGUUUCCACUCUGCCUUGCUAAGUUAAAGUGUUUCAUCUAACUCCUGUCUGCAAAAUGUCCAACUGUAAUUGCCAUUUUCAGUAUCCACAGGUUGUUAUUACAGAAUAGGCAAAUGAGGGAUACAUAUUCUUUUUUCAUAGCUGCAGAAUAUGUCCAAUUCCCGAUUUUUGCCAGCACCUUGGUUUUGGGCACCAUUAUUCUUUGUUGGUGAUUGUUAACGCAGAUAAUGAACUCUUGUUCCUGUCAUUAUUUGUGGAAGUCCUAUUUUUCUUGAGCAUUUUCACUUGUAGCAUUGUAACAGAACAACCUGCUCUUUAUAGAUUUGAUGUCGUAGCCUGCUAAUUGUUCCAUUGAUGUGGCUGCAGUUAGUAGCCAGUCAGGUGGGUAGGAACUCACUAUGAAUCCUACCACUCCUGAGCACAGACUGAAGGGGAGACUGUGCUCCUGCCUUUUCUGGUAAGCAUGGUGAGGCAGCGGCACGGGUAACUGUGUCAACGGUCUGUAAAUGUGCAGUUGCUGACUUGCCCACUGUUGUUGUGAACAUGCAGCCUGUACUGGAUGCUGUCAGUCAGGAGCCAUGCCACCUGCAUGGUUCUUGCCCCAUCUGUCUUGUCUUGCUUUGCCUACCAGUAAAAAUGGUACCCUCUCCCCUCUGGUCACUAUUCUGACAUUAUAUCCAAUCUCACAACCCAUUCUUUAGAUCAGGGGUCUGCAACCUGCAGCUCUCCAGAUGUUUAUGGACUACAAUUCCCAUCAGCCCCUGCCGGCAUGGCCAAUUGGACAUUUGGAGAGCCGUAGGUUGCAGACCCCUGCUUUAGAUGCUUCUUCUGGUGAGGAGAUGGAGAAAAAAAAAUAUGCCCUAAUCUUCCCUGAUUUCUCCCACUCCCUUUCAAGUUCCAGAAAAGUAGGAUCUUCAACAGCUGAAUAUUUAUCCACCCUGUGAAUGUCUUGAGUUCUUUUCCUUGUUUUGUGUUGUUUUUUAAAAAUCUGAAUCAGGUGAUAAUGAUUUCCUGUAAACUGAAAAAAGGCAGUUUAUUUCUGAAUGCUGUUUGUAUUUCUCUGGUUUCUGGCUUUGUAAAUUUGUACAUACACAUUAAUAAAAUUCCUUUUUAUA